Molecule: messenger RNA, 1535 nt
Organism: Trichoderma virens Gv29-8
Lineage: Eukaryota; Fungi; Ascomycota; Sordariomycetes; Hypocreales; Hypocreaceae
Exons: 1
Coding region: 44-1372 (442 amino acids)
Biological process (GO): proteolysis
Molecular function (GO): zinc ion binding; metallocarboxypeptidase activity
Source: RefSeq, a predicted model, not a curated record
CCUCUUCCUUCACUUCUCUCUGCGAAGACAGCAACAGAUCAAGAUGAAGACGUUUAUUCCCGUUGCGCUCCUCGCGCUCUCUAAUGUGGGCUCAGGAUGUCUUCUCCCCCACGAGCGAGACGAGGCUAGUGGAUUGAAGCCUCUUGUCCGCCGUCAGGGCAGCAACGGAGCCCCUAUCGGCACAGGCGAUAGAUUCAGUGGUGGCGCAACUGCACCACGAGGGUUGGGAACUCAGUCGUCGUCCACUUCAAUCGGCACGAUUCUCAGCGCCAAGGAGGUUUUAAGCGGUCUGCAGGGCCUCGUUAACACGUACGGAAUCGAGACAUUCAACACUCCGUACAAGACGGCCCAGGGCGCAACUGUCGUCGGCGCCAAGGUCGGCGGCACUGGAGGCAGCUGCACUGAUGCCUACCGCGUCUUCCUCAAUGGCAACAUCCACGCUCGAGAGCGCGGUGCUGCCGACAGCGUUCUGUACUUCAUCUCUGAUUUGCUGUACGCCAACAAGAACAAUGUCGGACUCACAUAUGGAUCCAAGACAUACACCAACGCUCAGGUAAAGACGGCUUUGGCUGCGGGGAUUGUCUUCAUCCCACUGAGCAACCCCGAUGGAGUGGCCUAUGACCAGUCAACAAACAGCUGCUGGCGCAAGAACCGCAACUCCAACUCGGGCCAAUCUCCCGGAGUUGAUCUGAACCGCAACUUCGACUUCCUCUGGGACUUCAAAAAUCUGUUUGCCUCUUCGGCGCAGUCAAGCGUGGGCUCAACUUCUCCUAGCUCUGAGACUUACCACGGAACCAGUGCCUUCUCUGAGCCUGAGACCAAGAACAUCAAGUGGGUCAUGGACACAUACUCCAAGAUUCGCUGGUUCAUCGACCUUCACUCGUAUGCCGGCGACGUCCUGUGGAACUGGGGCAGCGACGAGAACCAAUCUUCGUAUCCCACCAUGAACUUCCUCAACGGCACUUAUAGCAAAGUCCGCGGUAUCCUCACCGACACUCCCUCUCCCGGCAAGGGCUAUGGCGAGUACCUCCCACAGGCAGACUCUGACACCAAGAUCUCUGUGGCCAAACGAGUUGCCUCGGCCAUGACCUCGGGUGGUGGCAAAUCCUACACUGCUUUCCAGUCGGCCAAUCUGUAUCCCACAUCAGGAGCCAGCGACGACUACGCAUAUUCACGACACUUUGCUGACCCCACCAAGAAUCUCAUCCACUCUUACACCGUCGAAUUUGGUUUCGCCAAUAACGCUGCGUCGUGCCCAUUCUACCCCACAGUUGCGUCGUUCAACUCCAAUCUCAGGGCAACAAGCGCUGGUUUCAUGGAGUUUUUGUUGGCAGCUACUGACGCUGGUCUUGGAGAUGCAACGACAUGCUAAAUCAGAGGCAAUUGCGCGGCGUUGGUAGGCUUGGUCGGUGAUGAAUGGGAUGGAGGCUGGUUAGGCACAUAUGACGGGACACGGGAUAGGCCAUCACAAAACCCUAAAAAAGGGCUACUACUAUAUAUUUAGUAGAGCUCAGUAAAAUUAACGCUUUAACUGU